AUGUCGCCGGAUGCGGGUCGCGUGGAAAAGCGGUCGCGGAUUGGCGUGUGGUACAAUGCCAACCUGCUGGCUCGAAUGGACUUGAGGUGGAUACGCACGAAGGGCGGCGCGGACUUCCCCAGGGAUACCAAGGCCUGGGUGGGCAAGGGGGGCCACAUCGAGCUCGUGAGAGGCCGGACAGAGGUCAUCUACAGGGAGGGGGAGUGCACGUGGGCGGUGCAGUUGGAUGGGGAUAAGAAAGUGUUCAGGGCAGACUCCCCCGAGCGUGCGGCUCAGUGGGUGGCAGCUCUCCGGUGGCGUGUGUGCCCAUGGAUUCAACUGCUGAGGGGCCAGGGGCCUGAACGCCAGGAUCGGCUUGGCACCUGGCAGGGACAUGACCAGUCAAGCUGGCCUCUUCGCACGGCGCAUUUGCAAGUGGCCCAGUCUGCAGUGGGCGUCAUGGACAUUGCAGCAAGGCUCACAGGGGAGGUAUUGGGUGCAUUGCCUGUCGUGGGGCCUGUUUUUUCGGCACUGGGCUUCGCCCUGGAGGUGGCGGCCAGAAUCAAGGGGGACAUUGAUGGCCUAUGCCCAGCACAAUCUGGGCUUUCACGAGUCGCAAGGCGAACCAUGGAAACAUUGCAGGGAGGCUUGGAGCGCCAGCUGGAGGGUCGCCUUGGGGAGCUCUCAGAGCUGAUGGGGGUGAUCGAAGAGGGCGCUCGACAGCUUGAGGGCUUUGAGUUUCAGUCAAAUGUGCGGAUGAUGGUGCAUGGAAUAUUCAAGGGCAAGCCAGGCCCAGCAACAGUUGCAGAAUUGGUCUCAUACUGCGAGUCACGCCUGGAAUCCUACGAGGUCCAUGACACGAAUAAGGUGGCUCACAAUACAGACAAGAAGAUGGAUGCCAUGCCAAAGCAAGUGGCAGCGGCAGUUGAGUCAGCAAUGCGAAAGGAGGGCGGUACGGGUGGUGCAUCAUGUUACAUUCCUAUUCGCCCAGCCGCCAUUGGACUUGAGGAACAAGCCUCUGCCAUCAAAAAGCUGAUUCUCAGCGACAAUACCAAGUACAUUGCUUUGGUUGGGAUGGGUGGCGUGGGCAAGACCACCCUGGCAAGAUUUGUCUUGAAUGAUCCAGAUGUGCAGAACCGAUUCCGGAAAAAUGAACAAACCAAAUGUCUUGGCUUGGCGUUUGUGAUAGUUUCGCAGAACCCGGUGCUCUUGGACUGCCUGAAGCGAAUUUGGGAGGCCCUACUGGGAGGUAAAGUGGAUUUUGCUAGUGUCGAGGAUGGAAAGCUGCGGCUGGAAGCUGCAUUGCAAGACAAAUCAUUUUGUCUUGUUUUGGAUGACACCUGGGAUGAAGCUGACAUGGUCCGUCUCGAUGUUGCAUCGCCAAAUAGCCGGGUGCUCAUCACAUCACGAAAUGACAAGGUUGCACGUAUUGUGGGAGCGAAGUGCCAUGAUGUGACACCUUUGAAUGCGGCACAAUCAUAUCAGCUGUUUUGCAAGCACGCCUUUGAUGGCAACAUGCCCAAAAAAUGGCAAGAGAAGCAUGUACAAGAGAUCAUCGAAAAGUGUGCAGGCCUUCCCCUCACAUUGGAGAUUAUGGGAAAGUUGGCCAAAAGUUUCGAAGAGCGAGGACAGUGGCACAAUGCUGUGCAGGAUUUGAUGGCAAGCUCAAUGGUCAAGAAGAGUGUGUUUGAACAUGUCUUUGAGCUGAGUUUCAACAGUGUGGAUUCUGUCCAUCAGGGGGUGCUGUUGGACUUGGCAAUGCUACCUGAGGAUCACCGUGCCCGGGCCACGGAUGUGGCAGAAUUAGAGAUGUGCAACGAAUCGUAUGGUGGUGAACAAACAGCACGUCAGGUGCUGAGGAACCUGGAGGAAAAGGCGCUGAUCAAAAAGGAAGGAAAAGAUACUUUCGGUGUGCCAGAAUUUCAGCCCUCUUGCGAUCGGUUUGGUAACUUGCGUGGUUUGCGGUACUACUUGCAUGAUGUGGUCCGUGAAGGUGCUCUCAGGCUCAUUGCUAACACACCGGUGUUGCAUCGAGAGAGGUUCGUGUCAUCACAGUUGAAAGACAUCACUUGCAGGCGUGUGGCAUUGAUGGCAACCAGGUUUUCUGCCAGUCAAAGGAUGGGGACGGACCAACAGAGGGUUCUGCGUGAUCUAGAUAUGCCAGAACUUCAGGCUCUUGUGCUGCGAGAUGCAGGAGUGCCAGGGCUCCCUCCUUCCAUUCUGACUGCCCAGUUGUUGGCAAUUGACCUGACGUCCUCAGGCAUCACCGAGCUGCCAUCACAACUGUCAUGUCUUCAAUCGCUGCAGCUGCUCAGACUGGAUGAUUGUGAGGGGCUGACAUGUCUACCAAGUGAAGUGGGUGCGAUGGUGGAGCUCAGGGUGCUGUCCAUGAGGGGCUGCAGGGGCAUCUAUGAAGUUCCCAAGGCUAUGGGAAACCUGACCAAGUUGUCCAAGCUUCUGAUGCCAGAAUGUGGAAUCGCCCAUUUCUACUUUCCUGAUGUGAAGAAAUGGCACAAUUUGACCAUGUUGGACUUGAGUGGUUGUGUGGGUCUGAAGCAGUUGCCCCAAAAUUUUGGAGAUUUGACGUCUUUGGCCGAACUGAACUUGGGUGGUUGUUGGCAGCUCACAUUCCUGCCAAGCAGUAUUGGUCGAUUGUUGCGCCUGCGAGUGCUGAUUUUGCACAACUGUCGCAGUCUGACAGAAUUGCCUGACAGCACAACAAACCUUGCUGAGUUGGAGGAGUUGGAUUUGCAGCAGUGCAAGCAGUUGGCAGACCUUCCUAGUGCCAUUGGUUCCUGCUGCUCAAAGUUGAGGAUAUUGAGACUUCAAGGGAUUGAUGGCAUGGCAUUCCCACAGUUUGCAGACAGCCUGGAGUACCUUGAUGUAUUGGGUAUUCCAACAGGAUGUGAAGUGCCUGAGGGCUCCAGACAGCAUUUUGAAGAGCUUGAGAUAUCACUGGAACAAGGCGAAGCUGACGAAGAGCGAGGGGAACGCCAGUUGUGCGGUCACACCGUCAUAUACAGCACUCCCUUGCACUGGGCAGCUGCACUUGGCAUGGACAAGAUGGUUGCCUUUCAUUUGAGAGAAGUGGAUGUGGAUUUUGGGGACGAG
Molecule: messenger RNA, 3090 nt
Organism: Ostreobium quekettii
Lineage: Eukaryota; Viridiplantae; Chlorophyta; Ulvophyceae; Bryopsidales; Ostreobiaceae
Source: the annotation of a GenBank genome assembly